Columba livia (rock pigeon) is the source of this 2003-nucleotide messenger RNA. It is a transcript of the gene CTH, whose product is annotated as cystathionine gamma-lyase. Gene Ontology annotation, biological process: transsulfuration. The transcript is spliced from 12 exons. The record is from RefSeq and is a predicted model, not a curated record. The coding region runs from base 109 to 1314 and encodes 401 amino acids. Lineage: Eukaryota; Metazoa; Chordata; Aves; Columbiformes; Columbidae. Gene Ontology annotation, cellular component: cytoplasm. Gene Ontology annotation, molecular function: carbon-sulfur lyase activity; pyridoxal phosphate binding.
GGCCCCUAGGGGCGGGGCAGCGGCCGUGCCUGAGGUGGCGGCGGCGGCGAUAUCAGCGGCGGCAGCAGCAGAAGCAGCAGUAGGAGCAGCUGCAGCUGGAGAGCGGCCAUGGAGCGCGGCGGGUCGGCCGGUUUUCUGCCGCCUUUCGCGCACUUCGCCACGCAGGCCAUCCACGCCGGGCACGAGCCCGAGCAGUGGCGCUCGGCCGCCGUGGUGCCGCCCAUCUCCCUCUCUACCACCUUCAAGCAGCAGGCCCCCGGGCAGCACGCGGGUUAUGAAUACAGCCGGAGUGGAAACCCUACCCGGAAUUGCCUGGAGAAGGCUGUGGCGAUGCUAGAUGGAGCUAAAUACUGUUUAGCUUAUGCUUCUGGCUUAGCUGCUGCUUUGAAUAUUACUCACCUCUUAAAGGCAGGGGAUAUGAUUAUCUGCAUGGAUGACGUCUAUGGAGGCACAAACAGAUACUUCAGGAAAGUAGCCAUGAAGAUGGGUUUGAAUGUAGUUUUUGUUGACUGUGCAAAAAUUGAAUGCCUGGAAGCUGCGAUUACACCGGAGACCAAGCUCGUUUGGAUUGAAACGCCGACCAACCCCAUGAUGAAGAUCAUUGACAUCCAGGCCUGCGCAGAUGUUGUACAUAAGCAUAAAGAUGUUCUUCUAGUGGUAGACAACACCUUCAUGUCUGCAUAUUUCCAGCGUCCUUUAUCCCUGGGGGCUGAUAUUUGUAUGUAUUCUGCAACCAAGUACAUGAACGGGCAUAGUGAUGUUGUGAUGGGACUUGUUUCAGUAAACUGCGAUGACCUCUAUGAAAGGCUCAAAUUUUUACAAAACGCUCUUGGAGCUGUUCCGUCUCCCUUUGACUGUUACCUGUGCAGUCGUGGUUUGAAGACCCUGCAGGUCCGGAUGAAGCAACACUUCCACAAUGCACUGGCUGUUGCUCGAUUUCUCGAGUCAGAUCCCCGGGUGCAGACAGUCAUUUUCCCAGGCUUGCCCUCACACCCUCAGCAUGAGCUGGUCAAGCGGCAGUGUACUGGCUAUCCCGGGAUGAUCACCUUUUACAUUAAGGGAAAUCUCGAAAAUGCUGCUACUUUUCUCAAGAAUUUGAAGGUUUUUGCACUGGCUGAGAGUCUGGGCGGUUAUGAAAGCCUAGCAGAUCAUCCGGCCAUCAUGACUCACUCUUCAGUGCCUGAAGAAGAUAGAGAAGCUCUUGGAAUCAGCGAUACAUUAAUUCGCCUGUCAGUUGGUUUGGAAGAUGAAGAAGAUUUACUGGAAGACCUCGAUCAGGCUCUGAAAGCUGCAUUUGCAGACCAUAAGGCUUGACGUUUAAGGCUGGAACUUAAAACCGAACGUUGAAAUGGCUGAAGAAGAUGACACGAAAAGCCAAAUUGCUCAUGAUUUUGCUUUAAUUUGCCUUUAAGACUUGAAAUCUGUUCAAUCCAAUGCUGGGCUCCCGGGAGUUCUCACUUUGUGCCCUUAGUUUGUUCUGCUGGUGUGUGGCUGCGCGGGGCCCAUGUGUGCAGCACAGCCCCUGCUCUUGGGGGCUGUUCUCUGGAAGCCUCAGUGUUUCUGCAGUCAGCAAGUUGUGUCUGAGAGCAGCCGGGGUGCAGACCCAGGAGCAUUGUCCCACUGCUCCCAGAAAUUACUGUUUCUCAUUAGUCAUGCUGGUGCUGCAAGGGCCUUAGGACAAAAGAUUGAUUUCUGCUGCUAAUCCUCAGGAUGCACAACUAAUUUUUUUCAUAUAUUCUAAUCCAACAGUCCCACUGAAACUGUUGAUUUAACUUAGUUUUUUUUUUAAUUAGGUUGGAAAUGUAGUUAAAUGCCUUUUACCUGUUGAUAUUUUAUGCAGUAUUGAAAAUGAAGUGAAAUCCAAUACCUGGUGAACAUUAGGAACUUUCUAAAGAGGAUUCUUUCCCUUUUUUUAAAAAAAAAACAUGUGAUAUUAACUGUGGUAACGAUUUGGUUAAUAUUUAGAAUAAGGAUCAUUUUAAUUAAAACACACUUUGAACUUC